This is a messenger RNA of Suillus plorans, 1023 nucleotides long. Its product is annotated as iron reductase. Gene Ontology annotation, molecular function: ferric-chelate reductase activity. Bases 1 to 1023 code for a protein of 340 amino acids. Gene Ontology annotation, biological process: intracellular iron ion homeostasis; iron ion transport; copper ion import. The transcript has 5 exons. The record is from RefSeq and is a predicted model, not a curated record. Gene Ontology annotation, cellular component: plasma membrane. Lineage: Eukaryota; Fungi; Basidiomycota; Agaricomycetes; Boletales; Suillaceae.
AUGUUCCUCGGCGGAUGCAUUCAUGGGUCCCUGUGGAUUCGCAAUCAUCUGCAGUAUGGACUUGCAAUUCUUGGUCCGCAGAAAGAGACUUCGGGAGUGGCUUCGCUGGCCCUCCUCUCCAUCAUCGUCCUUACGUCUUUGAGGACAUUCAGGAGACUGUUUAAGUUAUGGGUUGUUUUGACAUACAUGGCAUUCUUUGUCACCAUAUACUACUAUACGUUGUACGCAUUGCUGUGGAUAUUCCCUCCCUUUGCAUUUUACGGCGCAGAUGUUUUAUUGCGCCUAUUCCGCUAUCAAAUAAAGGAUGCCACCCUCACUGCGCAGGACACUCACAUGACUUUGAUCCGCGUUCAUAAUUGCGACGAUGGCUGGCUCGCUGGCCAGCAUGUCAGAUUGCGCGUUUUCUUCUCCAACAAAGGCGACUCGGGUGCUUUUGUUCAAGUCAUACUGGAUGGUCCUUUUGGGGGGUCAGGUGUCGAUCUGGGUCUGUACGAAAGCGUGUUUCUUGUAGCCGGCGGGUCUGGGGUCACACUCACUCUUGGUCUGCUGGACGACAUCAUCGGCAGGUGUGUCAAACUAGGCCGCAGUCAGGAGGAACGAACGAGGAGAAUCGAGUCCACCUGGUACAUUCUCGGUCAGAUAGAAUGGCUUGCUCCGAUGCUGAUAGAUAUUGCUACGGCAGCGUCGAAUAGCACCAUAGACCUGCACAUCUCUAUUUUCGUGGCGUGCCUUUGCAAUCCGGAAGCGGUGCCUGAUAUCCCUAACUCCAUCGUCACACUCUCGCGUCCGUCUAUUCAUAAUAUUCUCAAGGACCUCAUCAGUCUUCCGCCAUCGUCUGAAAAGGAAGAUCUGAUCGAAACUCGAUGUCAGAAAUCGCCUAGCUUGGGUGGGGGAGUCGCGGUCUGCGCUAGCGGCCCAGAGAGCUUGACGAGAGACGCGCAGAAUGCAGUCCCGAGAUUGAGUUUGACAAUGGGUAUGGAUAUGGGCGGGAUUGCUCUACAUACGGAGCAGUUUACUUUGUGA